Molecule: messenger RNA, 1025 nt
Organism: Oldenlandia corymbosa var. corymbosa
Lineage: Eukaryota; Viridiplantae; Streptophyta; Magnoliopsida; Gentianales; Rubiaceae
Source: the annotation of a GenBank genome assembly
AAUCUCCAAUUCUGGUAAACUAAGUCCCUUGUCACAAGCAACGACAUUUAUUCCAUUACUUCUUAAAGUCACAAUCUCCAUUUCUUAGACAAAGAAAAAUAAUUGUUUCAGUUUGGAUCAUCUAAUCCACCCAAUUAACAUCCAUUUCCCACAAAUGGAUGCAGAUCAUUCAGACUGCAAACCCAAAUCAAAACUGAAUCAAGCUAGCGGGCGAGAUGAGACGUCAUCAUCAUCAUCAUCUGGAAGAGAUCACUUAGAAAAUGACGAAUUUCCCUCUUGUUCGAAAGAAAAAAAUGGCAGUGCUGUGGAUAAUAAUCAAGUUAUAGAUGCGGUUGAUGUGAGAUUGGAAGAAGAGCAUCCCGGAGCCGCCGGAAUUGAAAAGCUUUGCAGAAUUUGUCAUUUGAAUAAUGAACAAUCUUCGUCAAGGAGCCCUGAACUCAUACAACUUGGCUGCAAUUGUAAAGAGGAGCUUGGACUUUCUCAUCGCCAUUGUGCCGAGGCUUGGUUUAAGCACAAAGGAAACAGAGUAUGUGAAAUUUGCAACAAAAUAGCGAAGAAUGUGAGGUUUGCAAAAGAACCCAGGGUAUUUGUGGUCGAGAUAAACCAGUUAAGGAGUAUGGCUUAUGCUAACACUUCUUCGUACGAAUCCUCGCCGGCGACCGACAUCUCCCCGAUCCCGAGGCAAGGCGAUUCACGGCUGUGUAAACAAUCUUGUAAUUUUCUUCUGGGCUGCUUGGCUUUAGCCCUCAUCAUCUCCACAUUCGUUAGAGUCAAAUUGUUCUAAAUGUUAGGAAACUACGUACGCAAUCUUUCAUUAGUAGUAUGAUAUUUAUUUAUUCGAGUAAUGCGAAAAUACACAUGAUAGUGCGAGACUCGCGAGUUCGAUCAUCCCAUGUAAAUUUGAGUUUGAAUACAUUUACGAUAGAUUACUCACAGUAAAAAAGAAUCAACUCUCAAUGUUGAUUAAGUAAACAUAAUGGCAUCCGUUAAUAAUGUUACUAUAAAGAGGACAAAGUCAUUUCUUU